AUGGAAGAUGUUUUAGAUAAGCAAGAGCGAGAAAGGCGAGCAAGAAUGCGCAAAAGAGCUGCAAGCAAAAGGGCGCAGAGAGAACUAGAUGAGCAACUUGGUGUGGCCGUUGCUUUGAUGGAGGAAGAAAACCAGAGCCGUCGUGGUUCACGAGAAGGCCGGGCAUCGAAUGUGGAUAGACAUAGACAUUCUCGGGGGGAUUAUGGUAAUCGGAAAGGGCAGAAAAGCAUCAUCCUCGAAGCGGUUGCCGGUUUUGAUACCUGGGUUUGGCACGCCUUCUUUGGAGUUGCCGGCUCUCAAAAUGAUUUGAACGUCCUGGGUCAAUCCCAUGUGUUCAAUGAUAUUUUGAGAGGUAAAUGCCCAAAUAUCACAUAUCAAGUCAAUAAUACCGUGUAUCAGAACGGGUAUUAUCUAGCUGAUGGUAUCUACCUGAGAUGGACAACAUUUGUGAAAUCAAUUCCACAUCCCCGAUCUCAGAAGGAAAUUUUUUUUGCUGCCUAUCAAGAGGGGUAUAGAAAAGAUGUGGAGAUGUGCUUUGGUAUCCUUCAAGCCCGGUGGGCUAUUAUCAGGGGCGCGGCGCGUCUAUUUGACGAGGAGGUGCUCAGAAGUAUAAUGAUGACUUGUAUCAUUCUCCACAACAUGAUUGUGGAAGAUGAGUAUGAUUACGAUGUUGAUGAAGUGUAUGAGCCAGAUCCCAUGAAUACGACCUUAACACGAAUUUAUGAAAAACCUAUGGGGCCAAAUGGAGAACCAGUGCAGCAUGAUCCGUUGGUUAGAGACGGUACUUUCAUGCAUCGUAUGAUUGAGCGCUACACGGAGAUGCAAUCGUCGUAUAUUCACGAACACCGUCAAGUUGACUUGAUGGAACAUUUGUGGGCGGUGAAAGGCAUUGAAGGUCAAUGA
Molecule: messenger RNA, 903 nt
Organism: Prunus mume (Japanese apricot)
Lineage: Eukaryota; Viridiplantae; Streptophyta; Magnoliopsida; Rosales; Rosaceae
Source: RefSeq, a predicted model, not a curated record